GCCUCUCUCCCAGACUACAUGCAGUUUGAUAUUAAAAUGUUUUCAGUACUAACAACCAUUGUGUUGCUAUACAUUUGACAUGAUAGAGGUAUACUGAGCUGUUUUGACGAAUUAUUACAGGACAUCGAUAACCCGGAUCGACGGCAUUCGCGGUGAACAUCAGUGCAGCUGUUAUUUUUAAGGUUGUAUCAAAAAAAGUGCCAAGUGCCAGGCAGAACAAGCUAGCUAACGGUUUGCCAGGUCGGACGGCGACGAGGCCCCAACCGGACGGGAACACGGGGGAACCAUGGCCAACAUCGCAGUUCAGAGGAUAAAACGGGAAUUCAAGGAGGUUCUCAAAAGCGAAGAGACGAGCAAAAACCAGAUAAAGGUGGAGCUGGUGGAUGAGAACUUCACAGAACUUAAAGGGGAGAUAGCAGGGCCACCUGACACACCAUAUGAAGGGGGUAGAUAUCAACUAGAAAUUAAAAUUCCAGAGACAUAUCCAUUUAAUCCACCCAAGGUGCGGUUUAUCACAAAGAUCUGGCAUCCUAACAUCAGCUCAGUCACAGGUGCAAUAUGUCUGGACAUUCUCAAAGACCAGUGGGCAGCAGCUAUGACGCUGAGGACAGUCCUCCUGUCACUACAAGCCUUAAUGGCAGCUGCAGAACCAGAUGAUCCACAAGAUGCAGUGGUAGCCAAUCAGUAUAAGCAGAAUCCAGAGAUGUUCAAACAGACAGCGAGGCUCUGGUCUCAUGUCUAUGCAGGCGCUCCCGUGUCCAGUCCGGAGUACACACGCAAAAUAGACAAACUCUGUGCCAUGGGCUUCGAAAAAAAUGCAGUAAUAGUGGCAUUGUCUUCAAAAUCCUGGGAUGUGGAGACGGCGACAGAGUUACUGCUCAGUAACUGAAUCUGGAUUCCCUCUUCAUUUUCCGCUGUAUCUCUUGAUCUCCCCUCCUCACGCAUACAGAACCUCUUCGCUCCAAAUUCCUGCUGUUUCAAGGCGUCUCUCUCCCUCGUCACUCCCUCUGUUUCACAGUGGAUUCCUCACCUCCACUCCUCCCCUUUGUUCAUCCCCCUCUCAUUCCUGCUGUGUGGCAUCUUUCCCCCCCCAUGCCUCUUCUGUUCUCCACCUCUGCUGUAUCAAUCAGUCGCUCUGUGAGCUCUUAUCACUGGUUUCUUGAAGUUCAUACAACAUUCCACUCAGUGCUACAAUCACAUGUCCAAACUUAUCUCGCCUCUCCCCUUUUUUGGAACAAAUGUCAGACUUAAGACCCCACCCACACCUGCCGGUCUCCCAGCUUGUCUGGCUGUUUCCAAGAAGUGGCUGUCAGCGGCUUAUCCUUGCCUAUGCAGUGCAUUUACUUUCAUUUGUGAAAACCUUUGUAGGACAGAGUCAAGCCAUUCAAGGAUGCUCAGACUGGAACAGAUCUAGAUUUUGACACACCUUUGAGUCUGUUUUUCCAAACAAGGAUUUACUUGUCAUCGACAAAUCAUUCAGAGUUGUGGCUGCAAUCAUUACUAUGUUCUCUGUUUACUUAUUGCUACAUAAUAAUCAUUUAUUACCGCUAAGGUACGGAUUAGGAUAGUUUGGGGUAAAGUACUGCUGUAAAACGCUAUUGGGCGUUUGUGAAUCUUAUUUUGGUAUCACUGACAGCAAAAACUAGUGUACAUGUCAGAGGCACUCCAUUUUUUUUUUUAUUGAGGAUAUAUGUAAUGUUUACAUUUACAUUUCUGAUUCAAACUAGGAUGCAAUUCUGAGAAAGUUGAAGAAAAUGCAGACUUCAAAACAUAAGGAAAAACAGUAUUCUUUGUUUGGAAAUCAAACCUUUAAGUGUCACAGAGGUGUUCACACAGUAGCCAUACUCCAUGCUCAUGCCACGGUUUCUCUGUUCACACACCCAAAGCUCCUGCAGUAAACUCCUGUUCCCAUCCCCAUAUUUGUCCCCUACAUUGCUCAUUUCACUUGUCCCUUUCCAAACAGUUUUUAAAAGUUUUAUUUGGUUUUGGCCUCCAACAGGAAUACAUUUGGAUUCUUGUUUUUAAUCUGAGAGAAAAAAAAGCAUAGGAAAAAAAAACUCAGCCAAGCUCCGCAGUAACACAACCUGUCACAAGUCUGGAUGGAUAUAGUUUAAAACAAGUUUGAAAAAUAUUGCAUCAUGUUAACUACACCAACAGAUAAAGUAUCAGAAUGAUUCAUCUGUAAAUAAAGAUAUUAAAGUCUGUGUAAA
Molecule: messenger RNA, 2210 nt
Organism: Sphaeramia orbicularis (orbiculate cardinalfish)
Lineage: Eukaryota; Metazoa; Chordata; Actinopteri; Kurtiformes; Apogonidae
Gene: ube2ka
Product: ubiquitin-conjugating enzyme E2Ka (UBC1 homolog, yeast)
Exons: 7
Coding region: 287-889 (200 amino acids)
Molecular function (GO): protein binding
Source: RefSeq, a predicted model, not a curated record